AUGGUGAUCUCAGCCAAAGAGCUCUUGUUUGGUCAUUCGGCCUCAAUAACGUGUGUGGCAAAGGCCCGAGUCUUUGAGAAACAGCCGUAUGUAGUUAGUGCUGCUGAAAAUGGGGAGAUGUGCAUCUGGAACGUGGCCAGUGGCCAGUGCAUCGAGAGUGUCCAGCUUCCCUACAGGCACACUGCCAUCUGUUAUUACCAUUGCUCAUUCCGGAUGACGGGAGAUGGCUGGCUUCUGUGCUGUGGGGAGUAUCAGGAUAUCCUGGUCAUUGAUGCCAAGACCCUGGAGGUCCUUCACACUUUCGUAUCAUCACAGUCUUCCGACUGGAUCAACUGCAUGUGCACUGUUCACUCCACGAGGAUUCAAGAGGACUCACUUCUGGUGGUGUCGGUAACUGGCAGCCUCAAAGUGUGGAACCUGUCUUCAUCCAUCAAUAGCAUCCAGGAGAAGCAGGACGUGUACGAAAAAGAAUCUAAAUUUCUGGACUCGCUCAACUGCCGGGCAAUACGAUUCUGCCCCUACACGGAGAGGCUCCUCCUGGUUGUGUUUUCCAGCUGCUGGAAGGUCUAUGACUACUGCGACUUUUCCCUUCUGGGCAGUGAAGCCUGUGUGAGGGGCCAGGCCUUAACUGGUGGAGAAGUGCUCACGGCCCACAGGGUCCUUGUCUGGACAGAUGCCGGGCAUGGUGCCAUCUACCAGCUGCGGAACAGUGCCCGCAGCAGAGGGCCCCUCCCAGCUGAGCAACAAGCGUGCAAAGAAGUUCUUUCUCCUCAUUUGCUCUGCUCCACUUCAGUGAAAGGAAACAAGAGCUAUCCCUUUGUGAUGGGCUAUAUGAAUGAGAGGAAAGAGCCCUUUUAUAAGGUUCUCUUCUCAGGAGAAGCAUCUGGAAGAAUUACUUUGUGGCACAUCCCCGAUGUCCCAGUGUCCAUGUUCGAUGGUUCUCCCAAAGAGAUCCCAAUAACUACCACGUGGACCAUGCAAGAUAACUUUGACACAGACCACACCACCUCACAGAGUAUCAUUGACCACCUUGAUGUCCCCAGAGGUGGGGCAGGAAGAGCCGCUGUCACGUCCUCUGUGUACGUUCCCCAUCUCAACAGACUUAUCUGUGGGUGCGAAGAUGGCAGAAUCUUCAUUACUGUGGCUUUGGAUGCCGCAAGAGCCAGGCUUUUGGAAGGUGUUUCCCAGCUAAGAGAGCUGCUACCUCACAAAGUUCUCCUUGGACAUGGCAGAUGUGUUACUUCAUUGCUUUAUCCCCAUGGCCAAUCGUCCAAGUUUGACCAGAGCUGGUUGGUGUCAGGGGACCAGGAUUCCUGCGUUAUCUGGUGGGACAUUUUCACGGAAGAGAUUUUCCAUAAAUUUUUUCUGCAAGCUGGUCCCAUAACCAACCUUCUAAUGUCACCAGAAAACUACAGACUGAAGGAGCAUGGGAUUGUCUGCUGUGUGUGCAGUGACCAUUCGGUCGCCCUUCUCCACCUGGAGGAAAGGUCAUGCCUUCUGCGUGCUCGGAAACAUCUCUUUCCUGUGAGGAUCAUAAAAUGGCACCCCGAGGAAAACUUCUUAAUUGUCGGAUGCGAGGACGAUUCCGUUUACAUCUGGGAAAUUGAAACAGGCACUCUGGAGCGGCAUGAAACGGGAGAUGGGGCAAAGGCCAUCCUGAACUCCUGUGAGGAUGCAGAGCUGGUAUUACCUGAAUCCGGCCUCCCGGGAGCCUUGGACCCUCACCGGCCAAAGAAUGCUGAGCCCAAGUCCCCCAGCUCCCACAGACUUGGCCCACUUUCAUCACCCAUUUCUCAUGCAGAGAAGUCUUUGCGGAAGGGCCCUGUUCCCGACUCUUUCCAAUGCCCUUUCAGCGUGUUACCUGUGAAGAUGAAGUGGAGCAACAUCAGCUUCCACAUCCUUCUGUUUGAUCUGGAAAACCUGGCGGAACUCCCAGUGUCGCCACAACUCAACGGGCUGCCGAGCUCUAACUCCCUUCAUGGCAGCGACUUCCUCAGAAGAGUCAAGAGCACGGGAGAGAAAAGGACACUGACAUUAAAGAGAAGCAAGGCAGCGAGUUCUCCACCGCCCAUCGAGGAACCAGGCAGAAACGGGUGUGGGGGUCAUGCCCUGAGAGAGGACGUUCCCCUCAAAGCCCUGGAUGAAAACGAUGGUCUGAAAAGGCAGAAGAAGGCAAAGAACUCCAAAAAAGCCCACCUCAAGCCAUUCAGGAAAAUCGAUGAGAACCUGACGCUGGACACGGCUAAACUCCUCCUGUCAUGCCUCUUGCCAUGGGGAGUGGACAGGGAACUAGAUUGUUUUUGCAUCCGCCACCUAAAUCUCCAAAGACUUCAGGGGCCCGUGUCAUUUGGGCUCGUGUCCAGAGAUGAUCACCUCUCUUUGCAGCUCCCGGGCUGCAACAGGAGUCAGUUGGAAGAGCGUUCGGCAUUCAAUCUGUUUUCCAGAAAGGUGCUCGACUUGUCAAACAAGUACACCGCUUCUGUCCCCCAACAGACCAGAGCCCCGGCACUUCUGGAAGAUGGCCAGGAAUCUUCCCCAUCACCAGAUGCUAUAUUCUAUUUACUGAGCCGAAUACUUUUUGUUCAUGAGAUAGUUCACAUGCCUGGAGAAUUGAACGAUAGAUCUACCAGUUCUCAGAAAAUGGAAUCUGUGCGGAGCAAGGGGAAAAGUAUCGGCAACGAGGGGUUGAAGAAACCAAGUUUCUAUGGAAACAUACAAAACAGUAAGCAUGGAGACUGCAUGCCUGAUGCUGAAAAUGUUUCCUUGGUGAAGCUCAUUUCCUGCUGGAGGGACCAGUCUGUGCAGGUAAUGGAGGCAAUGCAAGCCGUUCUCCUGGCUGAAGUUCAGAGAAGUCUGAUGACCUUGAGGGAAGCCUCGCUCAGCAGUCAGCCUAGGUCCUCAGGAGAGGACGGAGAGGAGGAACAGAGCCGGCCAAAGGAGAGGCAGAUGGAGCAGCUACUUGAGCUACCAUCCGUAAAAAAUCCUCCUUUGCAAACCUAUCUUUGCAGCGAUUCCAUCUCAGCCGGGGACCAAGGAGCCGAGGGUGAGGCCGAACGACGUGUCCUGGAUGCAGCUGAGAGUCCAGCGGAGAAAAAAGCUCAUCCAUGGAUAGCUAAGGUGUGUUCCUGCAAGGUGUGUUAAAAUGUCAGCUUAUUUAAAGACAUUGGAAUUUGGAAAAAUGAUGUUGAAGAUCUGAAAUGCACCACAAUUUCCUCACUUGAUAAAGACUUUGUGAUGGGCUAAAGGAUUCCCCGGCAGGAAACAUCCGACUUAGCAAUCUUGCAGCCAAAAGCGGGACCACCCAGUCUUUUUGGGAAAAUACUCUGGAAACCUUCUCACGAACUUACCUUCCGUUGGUCUUCAGAGAGCUCUUUGCUGCCAGUGAGCUCGACUAACAGGAAACCCUUCUUCUUUCAACAGACUUAUGUAAGUCCAGGAAAUUUAUUACCCUAGAAAGCGCACAGGCAGAAGGUACAUGUAACCUGAAGAGGGGUUUGAUCAAUUCAUGGCCAAGCGGUCCAUAAAGGAUUAUAAGAGGGUGAGUUGGUGGGAAAGGUGGGUGGUUCACCUCUAACUAUUAAGAUUGGUGCUCCCAGGUGGCAACUGCCACAUAGAUCCUUCCAGAGUCCCAUAGCCACUGUUGGAGACAAAAUCCCGGGCUGGAUAAAUCACUGGUCUGACCCACUCCUGUGCUCAUAAUCUUAAAUUCUCAUAUCGCAACUUUCCAAGAUCUUGAAUUGGAGUGCCCCACUAAACCACAGAUUUUCACACCAUGCUUUCAAUUCCAUCAGGGCUUGAUUUGUACAAAUGAAAUCUACUCAUGUAAUAUGAGAAAGAUAUAUUCAUUCAUUCAAUCGUAUUUAUU
Messenger RNA from Tachyglossus aculeatus (Australian echidna), 3865 nucleotides. It is a transcript of the gene WDR72, whose product is annotated as WD repeat domain 72. The record is from RefSeq and is a predicted model, not a curated record. The transcript has 19 exons. Lineage: Eukaryota; Metazoa; Chordata; Mammalia; Monotremata; Tachyglossidae. Gene Ontology annotation, biological process: protein localization to plasma membrane. Gene Ontology annotation, cellular component: cytoplasm. Bases 1 to 3141 code for a protein of 1046 amino acids. Gene Ontology annotation, molecular function: protein binding.